AUGGUAGGACGAAUUUGUUACCUCAUCUAUUUGUUAACAGCCGCUAAUCGCGCUGCGAAGCGUUUCGGUUUCGGCUUCGCCUUUGCGUCUAGUCCCCAGGGAAAAAGCAACCACGGAAUACCCAGGAAGCCAAAGUACAUCUUCCAUGUACCCCGACACUGCGAACGCAAAGUGCGCCAUCCCCCUCGACCGGGCAAAACUCAAGCGCAUCCGUUACGUCCUGCCAUCGUCAAGAAGGCCGAGGAAUGGGAAGAGUACGUGCCAGACUACUUCCCGCGCUUUCUCCAGCUUCCGCUCGAGAUACGUGAGAAGGUCUAUCAUUACGCAAUGGACGGCCUCUCAACACGAUACUUCGUCCAGGCGUACAAGGACAUUUCGCCCCUGACCGUAGCUCCAGCUACACUCCCAAAUCUAUGUUUUGCCAGCAAGCAAUUACACAAGGAAGGACUCGCCGUCUGGAUCCGCCGCACACGCUUCACGGUCUUGAAAAGCAGCAUAACGCAUGUGGUUCCUCUGAUGAAUUUUCUUUCCGCUGUCAACGGCUUCAAACACGUGCGCAUGCUGUGUUAUGGCGAUCUCCUCGCCUACGGCCUGAAACACCAGAGGGUGUACAUAACCACGGGUGAAGAUCUAGCUGCCAAGUGCACUGGACUCCGCAGUCUAAUCUUCGAGUUGGACUAUUUCUGGCUAACAGAUUUUGCGCGUGCGCCAGCGCCUGUGAAGCUGGCUCCAAAGAAGGAGGUAAAGAAGCGGUUGAGGCUUGAGCCAGUCUACCAGCUAACCAGUUUGAGGAAGCUGAAGAUCGAGGUGGUUGUGCCCUGGUCCCGAGGAAAACGCUUUGAACAGCAGGGUGGAUUGACGCGUUUGACGGAGAUAAUCACCGAAGGCUUUGAAGCGGCAGGGAGAGGUGGGGCUGUAGAAUUGCAGCUUGAGAUGGUAGCUAGGAGGCUGUUGGUCGGAACGUAG
Messenger RNA from Alternaria novae-zelandiae, 966 nucleotides. RefSeq lists its product as uncharacterized. The transcript has a single exon. NCBI's taxonomy places the organism in Eukaryota, Fungi, Ascomycota, Dothideomycetes, Pleosporales, Pleosporaceae. The coding region runs from base 1 to 966 and encodes 321 amino acids. The record is from RefSeq and is a predicted model, not a curated record.